This is a messenger RNA of Guillardia theta CCMP2712, 1625 nucleotides long. RefSeq names its product cytosolic chaperonin protein, beta subunit (gene CCT2). The transcript has 6 exons. Gene Ontology annotation, biological process: protein folding. Gene Ontology annotation, cellular component: cytosol; chaperonin-containing T-complex. Bases 81 to 1574 code for a protein of 497 amino acids. NCBI's taxonomy places the organism in Eukaryota, Cryptophyceae, Pyrenomonadales, Geminigeraceae. The record is from RefSeq and is a predicted model, not a curated record. Gene Ontology annotation, molecular function: ATP hydrolysis activity; ATP-dependent protein folding chaperone; ATP binding.
AGGCUGGUCCUUCAGUGCUGGGGCAAGGGGCUCAAGAGUUCAAGGGACAGGAUGCCAAGCUGUCCAUCAUUAUCGGUGCGAUGGCUGUCUCUGACAUUGUCAAGAGCACGCUCGGUCCGCGCGGAAUGGACAAAAUCUUGCAGUCUCAGUCCGGCGACAUCACUGUGACAAACGAUGGAGCGACUAUCUUGAAGAAGCUCACUCUCGAUAACCCUGCUGCUAAAAUUCUGGUUGACAUCUCAAAGACGCAGGACGAUGAGGUGGGGGAUGGUACGACUACUGUUUGCAUCCUUGCAGGGGCUCUGCUCGCAGAGGCCGAUCCUCUUUUGAGUCAGAGAAUCCAUUCGCAGAUCAUCGUUGAAGGAUGGCGCCUUGCUUUGAGUGCGGCUAGAAAAGCCCUCGAGGGGGCUGCGUUCGAUAUCAGUGCAGACCAGAAAAUGUUCCGCGAAUAUCUGCUCAAAGUUGCCAAGACAACCCUCAGCUCGAAAAUUGUGCACGUCGCACACGAUCACUUCGCAGAGAUUUGCGUGGACGCGGUCCUCAGGUUGAAGGGUUCAGGAAACCUAGAAAACAUUCAAAUCCUCAAGAAGGCUGGAGGAUCUAUGCGGGAUUCGUUUCUUGCACCAGGCUUUAUUCUAGACAAGAAGAUUGGGGUUGGACAGCCGAAGCGUGUUGAGAAUGCCAAGAUUUUGAUUGCGAACACUCCUAUGGACACUGACAAGAUCAAGAUUUAUGGAGCCAAGGUGAAGGUUGAUUCUCUCAGCAAGGUUGCAGAGAUUGAGCAAGCGGAAGCAGCAAAGAUGGUGGCAAAAUGCGACAAAAUCAUGGCGUGUGGUUGCAACGUCUUUAUCAAUCGCCAAUUGAUUUACAACAAGCCUGAGCAAUACUUUGCGGACAGGGGCGUCAUGGCAAUCGAACACGCUGAUUUUGAUGGAAUCGAAAGACUCUCUGCAGUGCUUGGCGGAGAGAUUGCUUCGACCUUCGAUCACCCUGAACUCAUCAAGUUGGGCGAAUGUGAGCUGAUUGAGGAGAUCAUGAUCGGCGAAGACAAACUCAUUCAAUUCAACGGCUGCCGUGCUGGGGAGGCCUGCACUAUCGUCCUGCGCGGGGCGAGCUCGCACAUCCUAGACGAGGCUGAAAGAUCGCUGCAUGAUGCUCUCUGCGUGUUGAAGACCAUCGUCCAGGACCCCCGAGCGAUCUACGGAGGAGGAUGCAGCGAAGUGCUCAUGGCCGAGGCUGUCGAUGCUGUGGCUAAGCAGACGCCAGGCAAGAAGUCCCUCGCCAUCGAGGCGUUCGCCAAGGCGCUGAGGUCCCUCCCCAAGACCAUCGCUGAGAAUGGAGGUUACGACAGCACGGAGCUCGUGACGCAGUUGAGGGCAGCGCACAACAAGGGUCACUCAUCGCAUGGUCUCGACAUGGAGAGAGGAACCAUCGGGGAUAUGAAGGAGCUCGGGAUCACCGAAAGUUUCCGCGUCAAGUGCCAGUCUUUGGUGUCUGCUGCUGAGGCUGCCGAGAUGAUCAUCAGAGUGGACGAGGUCAUCACAUGCGCUCCCCGACAGCGCAACAUGGAGUGAAGCAGAAGCGCUACCCCUCCUCCUUUCUGACAUUAAAACUUGUUUGUCCUC